Messenger RNA from Helicoverpa zea (corn earworm), 4568 nucleotides. RefSeq lists its product as uncharacterized. The coding region runs from base 774 to 2843 and encodes 689 amino acids. The record is from RefSeq and is a predicted model, not a curated record. Lineage: Eukaryota; Metazoa; Arthropoda; Insecta; Lepidoptera; Noctuidae. The transcript has 2 exons.
UUUAGGCUAUGUUCAGAUGAAAGGGUGGCGACGCACUAUGGGACCAAACAGUAUUUUCCGUCUCAAAAAUGGUUGAGACAAAGGUCGCGUAACUGAAACUGUUUUGAUUGUUUUACAUUCACUAAUAAUAGAACUUUCCGAAAGCAAAGGAAAAAAAAAAUAAAAAAAAUGUUAUACUUGGAAAAAAUUACGUUCAAACUGAAUACUGUGAAAAUUUCAUAUUAACUAGACUACUCGUUGUAGAAGUUCAACUUAAGAUACAUUAUAUGUCCUUCAAGGAAAUAUAUUAGUAUUAUACAUUUUUGGAUUGCUAAAGAUCUCUUGUUUACGAUUCCGUUAUGAUUUUUUGACAUAUAUUUUUGUCUGUUUUUUUAUUAAAUUUUUAAACGUCAUAAGGAAAUUUUACGUCUUUCUAAUUUUCAAGUGGAGGUUUUGUUGUUAUCGGUGGCUGCCGGUGUUGAGUUAAUGACAUUUUAAGAUACCUUACUUAUUCAGUGUUACAGGGAAAUAAAAAAAACCUGCGUCAUUACUGCGCCAUUUCGAGCUGGAAGCCGAAAUAUCAACUAAGACAUUUUUUCUCAUGAUAUUUUUUUUUUGCGGUGAACGUCUUAACCACAGGUAUGAUAAAAAUCAUGUAGCAUAGUUUCUUAUCUUUUGUGGUAAUUACAAUCAGUAUUGGUGUGAGAACUAUUCCUAUCAAUUUUCUCAUUGGUUUUGCACUAGUUACUACAACUAGGGUCCUAUAAAUACUCGAGUUUUCAGCAUGUUCAUCAAUGUGUCCGAUUGUGUCCGGAUAUUUUCUUUGUGUGACUAACUGCAAAAUAAUAAAAUUAAAAAUGAGUGAAUUCGUUUGUUUUCGACGCGAUAUAUGUGCUCAGAUAAUAAGCGGAAAAAGUACUUCAGAUAUUGAAAAAUAUUUGUUGGACAAUUUCCAUUUAUCAACAACAGAUGUGAAAACGGUUAUGCAAAGUAUCCAAAAAAAUUUGAUUACGACUUGUAACCAAAAAUGGGCGAAAGCUCAAAGAAAACAAGAUCGCUUCGAAAGCCAAAACACAAAUUGGUUAGAUGGUGAGUUUAAAGUUCCAUUAAAUUCGUGCAGUACUUCAACAUCUGAAAAUUCUGACUUGAAUACAUCUGGUGAACCUGGUAGACCAACAAAACCGUAUGACGCAUGUUCGGAGAGUACGAAAAAACGUAAAAACAUGGAAUUACUCCAGGAGUACGGAAUGGGGCAUGUUCAUUACGCUUACGUACAAGGCCUGCGGUCAAUGGGUGAAAAUAAUGAAGCUUCGAUUGUGAGUAUUAUAAGGAAUACAGAAAAGGAGGAGAAAAAAGUCAUUCUUCAAAAUAUUUUACGAAGUUCAGAUAGUGUACCUUCUUAUACUAAAGAAGAAGCAUUAUGUAUAUAUAUUGAGACUGAUCUAUCCAAAGCUCAAUAUUCCUACUUGAGGCUUAGACUUGUUGAGAAGAACCUUUUUUCUGUAUUGCCAUCAUACCAAAUAUUGGCUGAAGCAAAAAAAGACUGCUAUCCUCUUGCGUCAAGCAUAUCCGUCACGAAUAUCAGUGCCAAAGUGAACCUUCAAGAUCUCUUAGACCACACUGCCUGUCGUAUUUUAAAGAUAAACACGGUUUCUAAAAAUUGCACCCGGCUGAAACUAUACAGCAAAUGGGGUUGUGACGGAUCUUCAGGACAAAGUGAAUAUAAACAAGUUUUACCUGAAGAGAAUGAACAAAUAUCGGAUGCUAAUAUGUUUAUAGUUUCACUUGUACCAUUGAGACUAGUGGAUGAAGAAAGUAAAGAAGUCAUAUGGCAAAAUCCAACAUGUUCUUCAGUAAGAUAUUGCAGACCCAUUUCUUUGGAAUUAGCAAAAGAGACUCCUGAAAAAACUACCACUGUUGUAAGUGAUCUUGAAGCAAAAAUUAAUGAAUUAACUCCAACUCGAACGCCCGCAGCAAUAGAAGGUAAUAUUAUAGAAGUAAAACAUGAGCUGUUUAUGACGAUGAUCGAUGGGAAAGUUUCUCAAGUGUUAACGCAGACUCCAUCUAGUUCUUCGUGUACUGUUUGUGGAGCAACUCCUAGACAGAUGAACGAUUUAACAAAAGUAACUGCGAGAAUUGAGAAUGAAGACGCGUUUAAAUAUGGACUGUCUACCUUACAUGCGUGGAUAAGAUGUAUGGAAAUGAUUCUGCAUAUUUCUUAUAAUCUAGGUUUUCAAAAGUGGUCUGCAACGACUCCAGAGAACAAGAAGAUCAAAGAAGAAAAAAAGAAGUACGUGCAAACUCGUUUCCGGGAAUUGCUUGGUUUACACAUUGAUAAACCUCGUCAAGGUUCUGGAAAUAGCAAUGACGGUAAUACGGCAAGGAGAUUUUUCCAAAACUAUCAAUGUUCUGCAGAAAUUACUGGUAUCGAUGAAGAGUUGAUCAAGAGAUUAUAUAUCAUUCUGCAAACCAUGUCAUCGGGAUUUUCUGUAAACGCAGUUAAGUUUGGUGACUAUGCGCUGAGGACUGCACAGUUAUACGUGAGUAAAUAUAACUGGUACUAUAUGCCAUCUUCAGUCCACAAAAUUCUUAUACAUGGUGCCAAAAUAAUAGAACAUUUUGCAGUUUUACCAAUAGGCCAAUUAUCGGAAGAUGCUCAAGAAGCUCGUAAUAAAGACUAUAAGAAAUAUCGGUUAAAUCACGCUAGAAAGUGUUCCAGGUCAGCCACAAUGGAAGACGUUCUGCACAUAUUGUUGUAUACUUCUGACCCCUAUAUAUCCAGCUUAAAUAGAACCAGUACUAUGAUACCAAAAGAACUACUUAACGAAGCUAAAGAGCUUUUAAUAUUGGCAAGUGAUGAGUAGAUUCAUGUUUUUUUUUUUAGUUUAAAAUUAUGUCAUAUUUUUUUAUUAACUAAUUAAUAAUUUUAUUGUAAUGCAAGUAAGCAAAUAAUUCAUUUAAGCGUUUAAGUUAAUUUUUGUAUGGAAAAUUUUAAAAAUUUAUAUUUGAUUAUUUUUUUUCGUAAUAAAUCUAUUGUUUAAAGUUGUAAUGUUUUAUUUAUCCAAUAGCAUAACUAUUCAGGCAUACGUAUACAAAAGGACAUUGCCACCCGUUGGGCCCCUUAUUUGUGAUAGAGUGUCAAGAAUAUUUUAUUAUUAAAAAUCAAGUCCUAAUUUUAUAAAACUAACUAUUUUUUUUCAGAAUUUCUUGUACCCUAGCAUUGAAAAACAUAAUUAAUAUUUAUUUUAUUGAAUCUAAGCUAGUUCCGCCAUUAAAACUUAACGUGAAUGUUGCCAGGUAGACGACAGACUAUCUCAUUUAAAUGAACGAGGUGAUCGAUUGAAAAUAUCGAUAUAAUAUAUAGCAUUUUUCUCUUAUAUCAAAAUGUACAAGUAUAUAUAUUAAGUAUGCACUCGUAAAUAGUAAACAAGAAAAGAAGAAAGAAAAACUGUUUAUAACUGUUGCACAAACAAUAAAAUAUCAACACUAACAAAAGUCACCACUGAACUAUAUCUAUAAAACGGUUACACCUAACACCAUACAUGGAAUACAACAAUAACACAAUAAUUAGUAAAUGAUAUUAUUUAUAACAAAUCGAUUUAGAAAAUCGAUUAACAAAAUAUUUAACAUGGUAACAUCUACUCGGAACGCGAGUCUAUCUAUCAAAUCAAUACGUCAUUCAAAUUGUUUUCGUGCCGGUUGUUAUGCGUAGAGUUGAAUUUAUUCCUCCGUAUUUGCUUCUGAUAGUUACAAUUUGCGUAAAAACUGUCGAGCUAAUCGUUUUCGUGCCUCCAGUGGUUUUUUUUUAGAUAUUGGACUCUUUUCUUAAUGAUAAGUGAGCACAUUGACUCGUGAGCAUUGGACUCUUGUUUUUAGUGAUAUUGUUGUUUUACUCCGGAAAAAUGUCUGCACCUGGUAGAAGUCGAGUAAACUACUCUUUGUCUCGCCAGUGUGUUAAUUUCUCUUUACGUAUAGGGCCUAAUCUUCGUAGACGUUAAAUUGAAGAAAUAGAUGAACCAAUGCUUAUCCUUCUAAACACCUACAUUGGUAAGUUUGUUUUAUUAUGUUUGUGGAUUUCACACGUCUCUAAACUACCUUACAUUUUAUUUUGUCAUUUUUUCCAGAUAUCUUCUGAUGAUAUCCUGUGUGUGAAAUGUUUUGUAUUAUUACAAAACCAGACAGCAUCUAACUCAAAUCUGUCACUUGUAUCCCCUGCUCGUGGACACCUAAAUAUAUGCUACGCACGUGGCUUGUCAACAGCAAGUCGCAGAACUCAUAGAGUCAGUCAAGAUAGUUCCUCAAAGGAAUGUUAUACUAAGAUGGACACCAGUACAUCACGUGUUGCAUUUGGAACGAGUUUGUGUUCCUUGUUGGGCGGCUGCAUCAAGACAAGUCCGGAGGCAACCCGUUGCUGGCAGUAGCCAACACACUGUGGAGUCUGCACCGGAGACUGGUAUCAUGGAUGGAAACAUAAUUACAGAUAUGAUGAUUCCUGUACCACCACCACUGCCACCGCUUUAAUGAUAUAAGCGCUCCAGCACAAUUUCUAGACAACAUAUUCCUUGAAGAAUAAAUGUCUAUUAUUUUAA